This is a messenger RNA of Durio zibethinus, 1130 nucleotides long. Its product is annotated as glutathione S-transferase T1-like. The record is from RefSeq and is a predicted model, not a curated record. Lineage: Eukaryota; Viridiplantae; Streptophyta; Magnoliopsida; Malvales; Malvaceae.
AAAAAACCCUCCUUUUCCUGUGCACAGUCGAUGGACAGGUGAAGAAACUAAAUAGGAGACGGAAGCAAAAUUAAAUAAAGGCGGAAGAGAAGAGAAACGAGAGAGGGAAGUAGAAAGAUAAAGGAAAAAUGAAGCUCAAAGUAUACGCAGAUCGAAUGUCGCAGCCAUCCAGGGCUGUCAUCAUCUUCUGCAAGGUAAAUGGUAUAGACUACGAGGAGAUCAGAGUAGAUAUCUCAAAGGGUCAGCAUUUAACUCCUGAAUUCGCAGAAAUAAAUCCCAUGAAACAGCUGCCGGCCAUUGUUGAUGGAAGAUUUAAGUUGUUUGAGAGCCACGCCAUUCUUAUCUUUCUUGCUUGUGCAUUUCCUGGAGUUGCAGAUCAUUGGUAUCCAGCUGAUGUUUUCAAGAGAAGUAAGAUACACUCAGUGUUGGAUUGGCAUCACUCCAACUUACGUCGUGGACCAGUCACAUACGUUCUGAAUACUACACUAGCACCUUUACGUGGCCUUCCAUUGAAUCCACAAGCAGCUGCUGAAGCUAAGAAACAUCUGUCCUCAUCUCUGUCAAAGAUAGAGUCCAUUUGGCUCAAGGGUAAUGAGCGUUUUUUGCUGGGUGGGAACCAACCAUCUAUAGCAGAUCUUAGCCUCGUUUGUGACAUAAUGCAACUUGAGGUUUUGGAUGAGAAGGAUCGCACUAGGUUAUUGGGUCCACACAAGAAAGUUCAGCAGUGGAUUGAGAAUACAAGAAAUGCCACGCAACCUCACUUUGAUGAAGUGCAUAAGAUCCUCAUGAAAGUCAAAGAAAAACUUCAGAAUGAGCGGUCAAAGGGAGCAAAUGAUGGAGGUGGAUCUAGCACGAAAAAGCUAUCGCUUUCAAGAAUGUGACCGGUGAAACUGCAUUACUUUUAUUCAUCACCAGAAUUUGUGGAGUUUAACCUUCUUUUUUUUAACAAAUAAAGGCUACGCUAAUGAUUCAUAAGCCAUUAUUAGCUUAUAGAAAUACCGCACUUGUUUUACCUAUGGUUUACACUUGUUUAUAGUGCAUCACUUGUACUUAUCACCAAAUCUAGUAUCCAUGUUUUUAGGGUAAAUAAAAAAAUGGUUUUUAUACUAUAUAUAUAUAUAUUUUAUCAG